Molecule: messenger RNA, 309 nt
Organism: Exophiala aquamarina CBS 119918
Lineage: Eukaryota; Fungi; Ascomycota; Eurotiomycetes; Chaetothyriales; Herpotrichiellaceae
Exons: 1
Coding region: 1-309 (102 amino acids)
Source: RefSeq, a predicted model, not a curated record
AUGGCCCAAACACGUGGCGCAACCGGCAACUCCAAGCCACGCGUCUUCCCAACCAUCUCCACCGAGCCUGUGCGCAAGCCCCGUACCACCACCGGCGUCAAGAAGACCAAAGCCACAGGCGUUACCAAGAAGCGCGCGCCGGCUACUCAUCACAAGAGAACGCCAUCGCUCAAGGACAAGGUUGUGGGUGUCGUUGAGAAAGUCGUUGGCUCUGCUGAGCACAAGCCUGGCAAGAAAGCAGCCGGCACCAAGAAGAUGACAGGCACCGAUGGCAAGAAUAGCAAGUCAGCAAAGGUUAAGAAGAUUUAA